GACGGUUUCGGGAAAGGCCGUCGAAAAGUUGAGUGGCAACAGCCAAUGGCGGUGAUGCCAGACGCACGCCACGCUAAGCGCCGCCGAUGCGACCACGUCGCGCUGCACGUCUUGCUCGACUCAACCCUUCUCGUGCAGCUCAUCCAGCCGUACCAAGACGGUCUCUUCAGCGAGCUCCGCCCACGCUACGCCGAGUGGCGACUCCUCGCCUUGCGCCACACCACCUUUGCGUACGCGAUUGGCCCGAUUCCCGCGCGCUUCCGCGAGGACUUUGCCGCCAAGCGGCCGCUCGACACGCUCUGCAUCGACAGCAUUGGCGAUGACCGCUUCGUGCUCCACGUCGCGAUCCGCGAGGGCAAUUUGCCGAUCGUGCGCCGGUGCGCCAUCAAUGCGCCGUCCCUGCUCACGCCCGCUGCCAUUGCGUGUGCGAGCAUGCACGGGCGCCUCGAGAUUGUCCAGUACCUCCACACAGUGCAUGGCUGCGCGCCGACGCAGCCCUCGCUUGAUAUGUCUGCCACGCACGGCCAUCUCGCGAUCGUGGCCUACCUCACCGAGUAUACCGCGUGCACGGCGACGGUCCAUGCACUCGACGGCGCCGCGGCCAACGGCCACUUGGACGUCGUGGCGUACUUGGAUCGCAUCCGCGGUGAAGGCGCGAGCACGCGUGCCAUGGACAGAGCUGCGGCCAACGGUCACCUCGACGUUGUCGCAUAUCUGCAUGUCCAUCGCGUCGAAGGCUGCACGCGGGACGCCAUGGACGAGGCUGCGAUCGCGGGCCACCUCGACGUCGUACAGUUCCUCCACGAGCACCGACGUGAAGGCUGCUCUGUCGAUGCGCUCGACGGCGCGGCGGCGCGCGGCCAUCUCGAAGUCGUCCAGUUCCUCCAUGACAACCGGCAUGAAGGCUGCACGCAAGACGCCAUGCACGCCGCGUGCGCGCAUGGCCACUUGGACGUACUUGAGUUUCUGCAUGAGAACCGUGACGAAGGCUGCUCGGUCGAAGCCAUGGACAGUGCUGCGACCUUUGGCCAUCUCGACGUGGUCCAGUUUCUGCAUGUCCAUCGACGGGAAGGGUGCUCUGCGAUGGCGUGGCGCGGCGCGUUUGAACGGGGGCAUAUCCCGGUACUGCAGUUUCUCUGGCGAUGGUAUCGACCGCAGUGUAGAGUUGCCGAUGCCCACGAGCUCGGGUGGUGUUAG
This is a messenger RNA of Saprolegnia parasitica CBS 223.65, 1197 nucleotides long. RefSeq lists its product as hypothetical. Lineage: Eukaryota; Oomycota; Saprolegniomycetes; Saprolegniales; Saprolegniaceae. The record is from RefSeq and is a predicted model, not a curated record. Gene Ontology annotation, molecular function: protein binding. The coding region runs from base 46 to 1197 and encodes 383 amino acids. The transcript has a single exon.